AUGAUUUCGCCACAUAGUCCAAAGUAUACAGUCUUCGCAAAACUAUGGUACUUUCUACAGACAUACAUUCUAACCGUAAACCGGUUCGACCUGUUCUUGCAAGGCUCCUUGUUGGUUAUUGUGCUGUUGGAAACCAAUGCCUAUCUACUGCUGCGCAGAGACGCCAGGACUGGGCGAUUGCCAGCAAUGAUUGAAGAGUGGUUAUUCAUCGGAUGCGGUGUCGCCGAGUUUGUCUUCGGGCCUGGUUUGGGGUGGUUUCAUAAAGGGCGUCGACAAUUUGCGCUCUCAGGGUGGUUAUUGAUCACCUCUGCGGCUGGCCUCUUAGUCCUAGCUUUCCCUUACGCGGAACCCAAUCCUCCCGCUGUGGAAUUAUGUGGCGGAGACCUGAUAACAGCUUACACAGAACCAUUGUCAUCGGAACCGAACGCCAAUGCUCGCAGGGUGAUCCUGAUCAUCACCGCCAUUUUGUGCUCCUUAACCAGGAUCAGCAUAUGGGCGCAUGGUGUCACUUAUUUAGAUGAUCAUGAACCAGCACAUGGCCCGUAUUUUUACGGUAUUCUGAUAACUAUCCGAUUGUCUUUGGGCAUGUCUGGCGAGAACUGGUUGGGCGGGUCAUCAGUAAGCGACGAUUGGUGGAAAGCGCACCUGUCUCUCUGCAUGUUGGUCUUCAUGUUCUCAGUACUUUUUACUUUUUUUAAAACCAAGCUGCCACAGUGGAAGGAGAUUUACGUCACUGAUGAUACUGAGGGUCCGUCGGUAACAUGGGAGAAGAUCGAGAAGCUUCCAGAAGGUGCGGUCAUCGACUACAACUCGCUGCCAACCCCCACCACGGAGAAUGUCCACCACUUCCUGGACAAACUGGUCGUUGUCAAGCUGAACGGAGGUCUCGGUACCUCCAUGGGCUGCAAGGGGCCCAAAUCCGUCAUCCAAGUGCGGAACGACCUUACCUUUUUGGAUCUCACUGUGCAACAAAUUGAG
This is a messenger RNA of Hyposmocoma kahamanoa, 978 nucleotides long. RefSeq lists its product as uncharacterized. Gene Ontology annotation, molecular function: UTP:glucose-1-phosphate uridylyltransferase activity. Gene Ontology annotation, cellular component: cytoplasm. The annotation marks the transcript as partial. NCBI's taxonomy places the organism in Eukaryota, Metazoa, Arthropoda, Insecta, Lepidoptera, Cosmopterigidae. Gene Ontology annotation, biological process: glycogen metabolic process; UDP-alpha-D-glucose metabolic process. The record is from RefSeq and is a predicted model, not a curated record. The transcript is spliced from 6 exons.